AUGAUUACAACAGAUAAACGUUGGAUUAAACAGUAUGUUCUUGGUGUUGGAUUUAAUGGCCCUGUAUAUUUGGCAACACAUUCUUCUGCCAACAAUUAUUCACAAGCUGUAGCUGUCAAAUCUGCACAAAUUGGAUCAGAUGAGUACUCUAUUCUACGUGAAGAAGGAAAAAUUUUGAACAAAUUAAAAGGUUGCCCUUACAUCGUUCGAUGUUUUGGGGAAGACGAAAGUAUUGAAUACACAAAGUGGACGUAUAAUCUCUUGCUUGAAUGCGCCCCUAGUCGCACUUUACGAGAUUUCAUACUUUGGAAUGGAAGAAUUACGGAACCAGUGGCAGCACUUUAUGCAUAUCAACUCUUGACGGGUAUCCGUCACAUUCAUAACAAAGGGUUUAUUCAUGGGGAUAUAAAAUUAAGUAAUAUACUUAUUUAUCCGGAUAACAAGUUGGUAAAAAUUGCGGAUUUUGGAUCAGCCAAAGAAGAAACAAGUCGUGAGCAUCAAGUUUUUGAUAUAUGUUCUAUAGGGUGUGUUGUCGCAAAGAUGCUUACCGGAAAGUACACUUGGUAUAAGGGACAGAUUAAACAAUAUCAACGUCAGAUUUGUGGUCUUGAUAUGCCUGAUGAAGAGUAUUUCGAUGAUGCUUCUAAAAUGGCUAUAGAUUUUGUAAUAAAUUGUUUGUUUUGUGAAUUUAGAUCAUUGAGUGUGGAUGAACUAAUUAAUCAUCCUUUUGUUCAGAAUGCAAUUACUACUUGUGGGAAUGAAGAUCACAUGAUCAGCAUCUCUAGUACUCAUACUCCUUUUGGUGAUUAUUGGGUUUUAGAGCGUGAUUUGUUUACUACAACUUCUGAGGAAUGGAAAGCCAAAAUAAGGAGAUCGAUCAAUGCUCACAAGAAAGAAAGAUAUACUUGUGGCUUAUCAAGGACAUCACUCUAG
Molecule: messenger RNA, 933 nt
Organism: Solanum tuberosum (potato)
Lineage: Eukaryota; Viridiplantae; Streptophyta; Magnoliopsida; Solanales; Solanaceae
Product: mitogen-activated protein kinase kinase kinase 3-like
Exons: 1
Coding region: 1-933 (310 amino acids)
Biological process (GO): protein phosphorylation; signal transduction
Molecular function (GO): protein kinase activity; ATP binding
Source: RefSeq, a predicted model, not a curated record